UGUCUUUUGCAAUAUUUGCCUUCAAUUCGCCAACAGAAGCUCUUUCCUCAUCACAGCUCAGCCUGACCCAAAUCUCAGGCUGUUCUCUCUUUCCAUUGAAGCCAAGACUUUACAGCUCCGAUCUCUCGAUCCGGUGAGAUCUCUUCCAAAGGUUCUGGGGAUGUGGUUUUUCUGUCAUUGAUAUCUGCGGUUGAUGCAACGACUUAUUUAGUGUUCAGCGAUUCUGAUUGAUCUUGAAAAUGAUGACCUUUGUUUCCUAAUUUUUUUUUAUUGUUGUCGGAUCUGGGUUUAAGCUGGGAUUUUGAUUAUGGAAAAAGAGUUAGUAGAUCAAGAUGAAGGCACUCAUUCUUGUUGGAGGCUUCGGGACUCGGUUGAGGCCAUUGACUCUCAGUUUCCCAAAGCCGCUUGUUGAUUUUGCUAAUAAACCCAUGAUCCUUCAUCAGAUAGAGGCACUUAAGGCAGUUGGAGUUGAUGAAGUGGUCUUGGCCAUCAAUUACCAGCCAGAGGUGAUGCUUAACUUCUUGAAGGACUUUGAGGCAAAGCUUGAAAUCAAAAUCACUUGCUCACAAGAGACUGAGCCUAUGGGUACAGCUGGUCCUCUGGCUCUAGCGAGAGACAAAUUAAUUGACGGUUCUGGAGAGCCCUUCUUUGUCCUCAACAGUGAUGUGAUUAGUGAGUACCCACUCAAAGAGAUGAUUGAGUUUCACAAAGCUCACGGUGGAGAAGCCUCCAUAAUGGUGACAAAGGUGGAUGAACCGUCGAAAUAUGGAGUUGUGGUUAUGGAAGAAACUACAGGAAAAGUGGAGAAGUUUGUGGAAAAGCCAAAACUGUACGUAGGUAACAAGAUCAACGCUGGGAUUUAUCUUCUAAACCCAUCGGUUCUUGACAAGAUUGAGCUUAGACCGACUUCAAUCGAGAAAGAGACAUUCCCCAAGAUUGCAGCAGCUCAGGGACUCUAUGCGAUGGUGCUACCAGGAUUUUGGAUGGACAUUGGGCAACCCCGUGAUUACAUAACGGGCCUGAGACUCUACUUAGACUCUCUGAGAAAGAAAUCUCCUGCCAAGUUAACCACUGGUCCACACAUUGUCGGGAAUGUUCUUGUGGAUGAAACAGCUAAGAUCGGGGAAGGAUGUUUGAUAGGACCGGAUGUAGCCAUUGGUCCAGGCUGCGUUGUUGAGUCAGGUGUUAGACUGUCACGCUGCACGGUCAUGCGUGGGGCACGUAUCAAGAAGCACGCAUGUAUCUCGAGCAGUAUCAUCGGGUGGCACUCAACGGUUGGACAGUGGGCUAGGAUUGAGAACAUGACGAUCCUUGGAGAAGAUGUUCAUGUGAGCGAUGAGAUUUAUAGCAAUGGAGGAGUUGUUUUGCCACACAAGGAGAUCAAAUCCAACAUCUUGAAGCCAGAGAUUGUGAUGUGAGUGAUACUACGUGGAAUGAUCAGGACCAGACUUCGUAAAACUCUUGGUUGUGUCUUUCUUUCUCAACUUUGUGCUUUCGUUAUUCUUCUUGGCUUGAAUAAGCAUACCAAAAAAAGAAAUGCUGUAUAUCUUGUUAGGGUUAAAGUCAUUUGGUGUUUUGUCUCUCUAUUUUAUUGUAACUUAUCAACACAAUUCUCAAAUUAUUUGACGAUCUUUUUGAAUAUUCAGUAUUGAGUUUUCUAA
Molecule: messenger RNA, 1661 nt
Organism: Eutrema salsugineum
Lineage: Eukaryota; Viridiplantae; Streptophyta; Magnoliopsida; Brassicales; Brassicaceae
Product: mannose-1-phosphate guanylyltransferase 1
Exons: 6
Coding region: 333-1418 (361 amino acids)
Biological process (GO): GDP-mannose biosynthetic process; cell wall mannoprotein biosynthetic process
Cellular component (GO): cytoplasm
Molecular function (GO): mannose-1-phosphate guanylyltransferase (GTP) activity; GTP binding
Source: RefSeq, a predicted model, not a curated record